AUGAAGUUCAGUGCGCCACUCACUGCCGUAGCUGCGGCUGCCUCGUUGGCAUUGCUUCCAUCUGCCUUAGCACACGGUCCUGAGACCAAGGAAGAAGUGAUCAAGUUCCUCGACCAGCAACAUGCAGCAUACCACUGUGCACCUGCCAUCGCCGCCAUGGCUGCAGCACGAAAGAGCUCUUGGGCGCAAAAGGUGCUGGGAGGCGAUUCGGUCGACAACAAGAACCUUUUCAUCGACGGCUACUUUGAGGAUCUCGGUAUCGAUGGUGAAAUCGCUGCCAAGGGUAUCAAGGCGCUCCAAGAGAAGGGCAAGCGUAUCAUGGCUUGCGAUCCAGUUGUCGAGACCAAGAUCCGAAAUUCGACGUGUGUUCUAUCGCCCCAAGUCACACAAGGCCCAUACUACCACACCGAGGAUCACCCUAUCCGCCAGAACAUGGCCGAAUGGCAGCUCGGCGUCCACUUCCAGAUGGACGUUGGUGUAAUCGACGUGGAUACGUGCGAGCCUGUUCCCAACAUCCUCGUCGACUUGUGGCAUGCUAACGCCACCGGUCACUAUUCGGGUCACCCGGAAGCAGCGCCGCACCUCAAGGAUGAGAUCCCUGCCGAGACAGGUGUUCGAAAGGGUCUGCUCUCAGCCUUCCCACGCACCAACACACACGAAAAGUGGCUCCGAGGUGCUCUCCCCACAGACAGGAACGGUGUUGCUCGCUUCACCAGUGUCUUCCCCGGUUACUAUACUGGACGAGCGACCCACGUGCACAUCAAGAUUCACAACGACUGGCAGGCGCUGCCCAACGGUACCUUCCGAUCUGGCAGACUGAUCCACACGGGUCAAUUUUUCUUUGACGACGAGCUCAACAUGAUGAUGGACAAGGUUUGGCCAUACAACACCAACCCCAUCGCUCAUCUUCCAGGCCGAGGACGCACGCGCAACUGGGAGGAUUCGCUGCAGAUUUAUCAGAUCUCACACGACAACGGCUACUUCCCCACCUUUGAUGUCGAAAAGCUCGGUGGUGUCAUGACGGAUGGUUUGAUCGGCUACAUCACUGUUGGCGUCAACCGUUCCGUCGUAGUUGACGAGAGCUGGGUCCCAACCACUGGUGGAGGCAAGACCAAGCCUUGGGUCCCUACCGACGCAGCUGCUCCCCUUCACCAGGAGCUCUAA
Messenger RNA from Ustilago hordei, 1164 nucleotides. RefSeq lists its product as uncharacterized. Gene Ontology annotation, molecular function: iron ion binding; oxidoreductase activity, acting on single donors with incorporation of molecular oxygen, incorporation of two atoms of oxygen. The record is from RefSeq and is a predicted model, not a curated record. The coding region runs from base 1 to 1164 and encodes 387 amino acids. The transcript has a single exon. NCBI's taxonomy places the organism in Eukaryota, Fungi, Basidiomycota, Ustilaginomycetes, Ustilaginales, Ustilaginaceae.